Messenger RNA from Caenorhabditis sp. 36 PRJEB53466, 1282 nucleotides. The record is from the annotation of a GenBank genome assembly. NCBI's taxonomy places the organism in Eukaryota, Metazoa, Nematoda, Chromadorea, Rhabditida, Rhabditidae.
AUGGACGACGUGAUGCGAUUCGUUCAUCGGCUCGAUCAGUGGUUCUAUCGGGAUAUUUCUGCAGUGCUCAUGGUAGUAAAAUCCGCCCAACUCGCUUUGUACACUGCUUUUUGAGAUUAUUCUCAAAAAUUUCGCAUUUUCAGCUCCAAAUGGCUUCAAAAGUCGCCGGAUCGGACCGAAAACUGCUGGAAAGUAUCGGACCGAAAACUGCUGGAAAGUCGUCACGUGGAAGAACGAUGGCUGCUUUUUAGCAAAUGGCUGGAAACUGCGCAGAAAAUUAAGUUGGACCUCGAAAAUGACAAAGAUCGGUCUUCUGAAAGAGACGACGAGGAGGAGAAUCCGUUGGAGAUGGCCGGAGUGCACCUAGAGGUGGAAUCCGACGACGAUCCAGGUACUUCCAGCGAAAAUUUUUUCACAAUUCCCGACUAUUUUUUGCUCGAAUUGCAAUGACAAAAUCGUGAAAUUCUCCGCCCCGAGAGGCUCCAAUUCAUUCGGACAACUUUAAGAGACUAUAUCGCCUGUUUUUGCCGGCCGCCAUUUGUUUGAAAUUUGCAAUUGAUUUGAAAAACAAACGGCGGAAUUCUCUGAUUUGGAGCCAAAAUCUGCAAAUUCCGCCUGUUUUUUUUGGCGCUUUUUCCGAUCCAUUUUCGAUAAAUGUGCUUAUUUUUCAGAUGCCGCCCGUCACUCGGCUCCGCCCCCUUCCGCUUCGUCUUCGUCUUUCAGCAAUGCCCAAUUCUGUCUUCCCCGAAUGAACCUGGCACCUCUGGUCUCACGAUCGAAUUCCGAAGAUCUGCCGACGCCGCCGAAUUCAGCUGUCGCCGCUCCGUCGCGAGCCUCCGCCCUUUCCGCCAACGACGUCGUCGUCAUGGAGUCUCCGCGAGAUGCUCCGGCCGUUCCUGACGCUCAAAGACUGUAAUAUUCGGAGACUUUGCUGGAAAUUUGCCUUUACGGGUCUUUUUCCUGUAGAAGAUGGCCAAAUUUCCGUUUCCAGACGGUUUUGUUUGCUGAAAACUGAUUUUCAGUGACCUCGCCGUUCCGCCCCCACGAUUGGAGCCCACGACUCCGUCCCCCUCGGAAAAUUCAGACGAAGAGCCGAUGCCGACGGGUCCGAACACGGCCAGAUAUGCUUCCGACGCCCCAGGACCGUCUUCUUCGUACUCCACGGCUCUGCCCACUUCUGAGCCAGCGGCCACAGCUCCGGUACAGUUUUUUUGCGACCGGACACCAUUUUUUCGAAUUUGGAUUUAUGACCGCAUAUUUUUACCUCAUAUUUUUGCAGUAA